Trypanosoma grayi is the source of this 1470-nucleotide messenger RNA. Its product is annotated as protein phosphatase 2 (formerly 2A), regulatory subunit B. Gene Ontology annotation, molecular function: calcium ion binding. The transcript has a single exon. Lineage: Eukaryota; Euglenozoa; Kinetoplastea; Trypanosomatida; Trypanosomatidae. Bases 1 to 1470 code for a protein of 489 amino acids. The record is from RefSeq and is a predicted model, not a curated record. Gene Ontology annotation, biological process: cortical cytoskeleton organization; regulation of dephosphorylation; microtubule cytoskeleton organization. Gene Ontology annotation, cellular component: spindle; centrosome.
AUGCCGGGGCCCACAAAAGAGGCGGGCCGCUCUCUCAUAGACGCCUUCCAACGUGUCGCCAGCAGCACAUCGACGCACGAGGACGCCGACGCCGAGUCGUGGGACCGUGAGAUAGCGCGCAUUAACACGGAGGCACAAAAGGCGUGGCGCAACAGUGCCGACCCAUUCAUUCCCACCAUCUACUUGCGGAAGCGUGAUCCCUCUGCAGAGGAGGUACUGCGGCUACUACGCAUCACGAGCAAGGCCUUCGAGCUUAACCUGCGCUUUAGAGAGAUUGAGCAAUUAGAUGAGAUGCAUGCCAAACUAUGGGCAUUACUUAGUAUGGAUAAAACACAUCUAAUCAUCACAAUCGCAGAGUACACGGAGAUAUUGAACAAGUUUAAGGCGUGGCAUGAGCAGCGGUUUGAGGCGACACCUAGAGCCUCUCCCCAACGAGAGCUUUCUGUGCUGUCGACACAGCAAGACUGUCCAGACGACACUACACCACUGGGAGAAGUGGUGUAUGUUGGGUCGACGUUGCAGCCACGCCCCUCGAUGCAGCUGUACCUCUCUUGUCCGCGUACCCCCACAGGCGGUGUGGAGGUGGCGCAUAUUUAUCAACGCUUCGCCAAGCAGGUGUCCCUCGUGAAGUGCGAGGCCGAAUUAAUCAUGUGGGAUACCAACAACGACGGUCGCUUGACGGAGGAUGAAAUAGAAAGCUACGUGCGCGACUUGGUCCCGCGUGUGGAUGCACUGCGUGAUCUCACAGAAGAUAUAUUGCCCUUCUACUGCUGCACAGUGAGUCGGCGCAUUUUUUGGGCCCUGGAUCCAGGGUCAAGGGGCACAAUUCGCAUUGACGCGUUGCUACGGAGUCCUGUGAUGGAUGAGUGGGUGAGUCUGCAGUUAAUGCGAGAGGACCAACCUCGCAAUUGGUUUAGUGCCUCCAUAACGUCGCACCUAUACGACAAGUUCCUGCUCCUCGACACACGGAAUCAGGGCACUCUCAAUGCGGACAACAUGAAGCGGUACAAAAAGGGUCUCCCGACGGUGGUGGAUGACGGACUCCCACCGGAUGUUGGCCCCCUCUCAUCUCUCUUCAUUGACCGUUUCUUUGAGACUAACGUGAUGAUGGCAAGUUCGGAGCUGGACUUCCGAAAAUUUGUGGAUUUCGUUGUCGCGGUGGAGUUCCUUCCGAUGUGUCAGCGGCCUCUCUUCUUCUGGAACAUCCUCGAUAUUGAGGGAAAGGGGGUUCUGAGCCCGGUGCACGCCAACUACUUCUUCCGUGAGACACACAGCAAGCUGGUCUCUGCGGGCCUCGAAGUGCCGUCGCGAGAGACUGUCGUGCAAGAAGCGUUCGAUCUCAUUGCAACGGCCGAGCCGCUUCGCAUUACACGCGAGGAGUUCAUUAACGCGCCGCAGGCGGGACUCUUUGUUGCCCUUUUGGUUGACUGCUUGUCGUUCUGGACGUACGAGAAUCGGGAGCAGCGCUGA